Molecule: messenger RNA, 4361 nt
Organism: Boleophthalmus pectinirostris (great blue-spotted mudskipper)
Lineage: Eukaryota; Metazoa; Chordata; Actinopteri; Gobiiformes; Gobiidae
Product: deleted in malignant brain tumors 1 protein-like
Exons: 16
Coding region: 373-4182 (1269 amino acids)
Cellular component (GO): membrane
Source: RefSeq, a predicted model, not a curated record
ACUAUUAAGAUUUGCCAUUUACAGUUAAAUUAAAUGGGUCAAAUGUUCUCCAGAAGGGGCAGUUUUGUUUGUUCUUGUGAAAUUUGGACUUUUCCAUCUCAAACCGUUGGAUCUGUUUGUGACUGCGUAAGAAUAUGCUUUCUUCUGUUGUUUUAAUGAUUGAUCACAGAGUCAACAAGUGUCCCAUUUGCAGUCCAUUUCCCAGCACUCGUUUUUUCUUGAACAUGUCCGCUCAACUCAUAUGAAUUCUAUAAUGUUUGAAUGAAUUUAAUUUGAGCAUUAUUAUUUUAGUCAUGUGAUGGUUGUUGUAUUGCUGUUUUUCUGAAACCAACAACUUUUAAAAAGCUGAUAUUGGUGGUUGUAAGCUUCAACAUGAUCUUCCCUUCGUCUGAAAAGAGCAUAUUUUAUUGGUUUAUUGGUUUUCUAAGUCUGCCACUAGUUGCAGAGUGUAACAAAAUCCGGCUGGUGGGUCCUUCAAGAUGCUCUGGCAGAGUGGAGGUCUUCCAUCAGGACAGCUGGGGUACCGUGUGUGACGACAAUUGGGGCCUGUCCAAUGCAGAGGUGGUGUGUCGUGAGGUGAGCUGUGGAACGGUGGUGGAAGCCAAGACCGUGGCCUUCUUUGGGCAGGGGAAAGACCAGAUCUGGCUGGAUGAUGUGCAUUGUACGGGACAUGAGCUUUCUCUCAUGAAGUGUCGACACAGACCUUUUGGGGAAAACAACUGUGGCCAUGGAGAGGAUGCAGGGGUCAUAUGUUCAGAAAAUUUGCGACUGCUGAAUGGUAGUGACAGUUGUCGUGGCCGAGUGGAACUCUAUCGUAACGGACAUUGGAAGAGAGUGUGCUCAACACAGUGGGGGGAGAAGGAGGCAAGUAUCAUCUGCCAGGAGCUGCACUGUGGUCUUCCUGAUCUUUCUCAAACUGGAAAGCUUCUUUUUGGAGCUGCAGCCAGAGAAGGUGGAGUCAAAACAAGCUGUGCAGGAAAUGAGACCUCUUUCUCCAAGUGUGGUCAUGAAGAAUUGCGGGAAGUCUGUGUGGAUGCUACUGUUGUCUGCUCAAAUAAUAAACCAAUCCGAGUGGUCAAUGGAACCACCAGGUGCUCAGGUCGAGUGGAGAUCUACCAUGCUGGACAGUGGGGCACCAUUUGUGAUGACCACUGGGGUAUGCACGAGGCCAAUGUAGCCUGCCGCCAGUUAAACUGUGGAAAUGCAGUGGCAGUCAAAUACAAAGCGUUUUAUGGCAUGGGCACUGACCAGGUUUGGAUGGACGAUAUUGACUGCACCGGGAGGGAGAAUGCUCUGGCUGAGUGUCCACACAGAGGCUUUGGGGACAGUGACUGUGACCACAAUGAAGAUGCAGGUCUAGUAUGCUCAGAGUCAGUUAGGCUGAUCAACGGCACUGACCGCUGUUCUGGCAGAUUGGAGGUUUUUCAUAAUGGUCAAUGGAGCAAGAUCUGCAACACUAACUGGGGCAUGGAUCAAGCUAAGAUAGUGUGCAGGGAAAUUGAAUGUGGAGCCCCUCAACAGCUUCAUGAAACUCUGAAUUUUGGUGACAGCGGAGCACAAAGAGGUUACACAGCCAGCUGCUCUGGAAGUGUAGACUCAAUCUCUCAGUGCAGAAUACAGGAGAACAGAGGGUCGUGUGAUGGAGUUUUUUUGUCAUGUGCAGAUGUGCAGCCUCUGAGGCUGGUCAAUGGCACUGAUCGCUGCUCUGGUCGAGUAGAGAUGCUUCAUGACGGUCAGUGGGGGACUGUGUGUGAUGACAUGUGGGACAUCCAUGAGGCUGAGGUGGUGUGCCGAGCCAUGGACUGUGGCUCUGCUCAGACUGUCAAAACCAGUGCUUUCUUCGGCCAGGGCCACGGGAACAUCUGGCUCGAUGACAUGAACUGUUUGGGGAAUGAGUCUUCUCUUCUGCACUGUCAGCACCCUUCUUUUGGAGAAAAUAACUGUGGCCAUGGGGAAGACGCUGGUGUAAUCUGCUCAGCAAAUAUCCGACUGAACAAUGGGACAGAUCUGUGCUCUGGCCGAGUGGAGAUCUACCAUAAUGAGAUGUGGUCCGCUGCUGUGAAUGUAAACUGGGGAAUGACUGAAGCUACAGUGAUUUGUAGAGAGAUGAGCUGUGGAGAUGCUGUGUCUGUGUCAGAGUCUGGGUCUCACAAUGGGCUGCUGGGAGGUGUCAAAGUCAGCUGCAGUGGCAGAGAGAGCAUUAUCACUCAGUGCUCACUCCAACAGUACACCAGGACCGGCAGCGGCCAUCUUGGACAGGCCUCUGUAGUUUGUUCAGGUGAUGUAAAAUUACUGGAUGGGCCCAAUCGCUGCGCUGGCAGAGUGGAGGUGUACAACAAAGGCCAGUGGGGUAGUGUGUGCGGGGAGUCGUGGGACUUGAAUGAUGCCUCAGUGGUGUGCCAGCAGCUGAAGUGUGGGAAUGAGCACAGCAUCAGCACCAGUUCAAACUACGGGCCUGGGUCAGGGCGGGUCUGGGUGGAUCAGAUCGAGUGCAGCGGACGAGAGACGGCCAUAUCACAAUGUCCACAAAGGCCAUUUGUAGACAGGACCUGCAACAUCACCUCACUAGCUGGAGUUGUUUGUUCUGACAGUUUGAAUGUUCGUUUGGCUGAAGGAAGUGACUCUUGCUCUGGGAGGGUGGAGGUAUUGUCUGGUGAAGUUUGGGCCACCGUCUGUGAUGCAGAUUGGACGCUUGAGAAAGCAGAGGUGGUGUGUGAGAUCAUAGAGUGUGGAAAUGCCAUUAGCGCACCCGGUGGAGCACACUUUAACCCUGGAACAGGGCUGGUAAUAGACAGCAGCAACACAUGUUUUACCAACAGGGCUACUCUACAGCAUUGUGCUAAAAACGGCUUCAAAACAUCUACGUGUGCACAUGAGAGAGAUGCUGGAGUUGUUUGUGCAGCUACAAUUCGACUCGUGGGUGGCUCAAACUCCUGCUCUGGGCGAGUGGAGGUCUUACACAAAGGCCAGUGGGGAACAGUAUGUGACGAUGACUGGUCAUUAUCCAACGCUAAAGUUGUUUGCCAACAGUUGGGCUGUGGCCAGGAACUGUCUGCUCCCACCAGUGCCCACUUUGGGAGAGGUGAGGGUCCAAUAUGGCUGGACAAUGUGGAAUGCACCGGCGAAGAAGUAGCUCUGUCACAGUGUAAACAUCCAAAUUAUGGAAUAAACAACUGCGGCCACAGCGAAGAUGCAAGUGUCAUCUGUUUUGGUGCUCUCAGUAAACCACAGUUAACCCUGAGUACCGGUCCAGAGGUGAACUGGGGCGACCGAGUGGAGUUCACCUGCACUGUGAUGACAGAACAGCUUGGUGGGACAUUUGUAUUGAGCAACAGCCAAGGAUCUCUGAAAAUGGAAAGGUUUUCUGAAGGAGAAGCUGCAGUCUUUGUCUUUCCUAAGGUCAACUUCACUCAAAAGGGCUCCUACUUCUGCGAAUUUAAGAAGAAAGUACAAAGUCAAGUCUUCAGUUUCCCUCAGUCAAAUGUUGUUGAUUUGUCUGUUAAAAUGAAACUGGAAAAACCCAGUAUCACCCUGACCUCCCCUCAUGCCAUGUUGAUCUACAGCCCUGACAAGUUAACGGUCAAAAAGGGGGACAGCUUUUUUAUCACUUGCUCUGUGCAUUCUACCUAUCCUGGAGGCUACUUUUAUCUCACCAAGUCUAACACCAGCAGAAGUGAACCCAAAGCAGCGUUUGGCCACUCUAUAUUUUACAUGGCCAAUUUUGAAUUCCCAUCAAUACAGUAUGAGCACCAAGGACUGUAUAGCUGCAUAUAUGCCUUGAACAUCUCGUCACAAUCUUUCUGUUCGGAUGCAUCCAAAACUAUUCAAGUCACUGUGGUUGAUGGGUCCUCGUCCUCCACUGUCUCUGGUAUUAUUGCUGGUGUAGUGGUAUUGGUGAUUGUAUUGGUCAUCGGUUACAUGCUCUGGAGGAGGAGGAGAUGGGGUGCCGGUACCAUGGUGACCUUUAGUAACAGGUUGGAUGGAGCAAUACAACAAAAUAUGGAUGAGAGAAAGAACAGACCUUUAGAUGACAGAGUCCACGGGGCCCAGACUCGCCAUGAAUUCAGUCGUGUUUUGGAAGAUAAAAGUGAAGAUGUGAACUUGGAUAACACUGUUGAGGGAGUCCAUGAGGAUUUAGCUGGUAGAGUCUGCUAUGAGCUCGAACCACUUGUUACACCAUAAGUCUUCAUUGGAAACAAGCCAGUACAUUAAAAUUGAAUAUAAAAAAAGCUACAGCUAAAUUUUCAUAUGUACUAAUGACACAUAUGAUGCUGAAUUGCUCCAGAAAUUAUUAAUAAAAAAUAUCUAUUCAGCUGAAAUUGGCUGUAUCACAGGCUAAUAAUAAUUGUGUAAUAAACAGC